GACGCGUCCGCGGCGAAAACAGCCAAUUCGAACCCAGUAUUAGUGCGGUUAACAGUGUUACAAACGGUGUCAUAUUCUCUGUAAUUGUCUGUCUACUUUCGAAUUAUUAUAUUUAUUGACAAUUAUUACGAUACUUAGUACUAUUUUAUCUUAACGUGUAAAAAUGCCUUUCAAGCCAGUGGAACAUCCAAAAUGCCCCAAAUGCAGCAAAUCUGUAUACGCUGCAGAGGAACGCGUCGCCGGAGGACUUAAAUGGCACAAAAUGUGCUUCAAAUGCGGUCUCUGCAGCAAGUUGCUCGACUCGACAAACUGCUCGGAGCACGAGGGUGAGCUGUUCUGCAAAGUCUGCCACGCCCGUAAAUUCGGUCCCAAGGGUUACGGUUUCGGCGGUGGCGCAGGAUGCCUCUCGAUGGACCAGGGGGAGCACCUGCAGAGAGACGGUGACUUACGGGGCUCGAGCGCGGUUAUGGAGCCAAGGGCGAUAGCCAAAGCUCCUGAGGGCGAAGGAUGUCCAAGAUGUGGAGGAUUUGUGUAUGCUGCUGAGCAAAUGCUUGCACGUGGACGAGCUUUCCAUAAGGCAUGCUUCAAGUGCAAAAUUUGCAACAGGACGCUGGACUCUACGCUUCAUUGCGAUGGUCCGGACCGUGAGAUAUAUUGUCGAGCUUGCUAUCCGAAGAAAUUCGGGCCGCGGGGCAUUGGUCAUGCAGGACUUGUAUGGCUCGGGCUGCAGUGCGACAUUGAGGACGAUAACGAUGCAGCUCCUCGAACAAAAGUGAGUGAUACUGCGUCUAUACAAGCACCACCAGGUAAAGGGUGUCCUCGAUGUGGCGGCGUAGUCUUUGCGGCAGAGCAAGUUCUUGCGAAAGACCGCGAGUGGCACAGAAAGUGUUUCAAGUGCAAGGACUGCACUAAGACACUCGACUCGAUAAUAGCCUGUGAUGGUCCUGAUAAGGAUGUUUACUGCAAAACUUGCUACGGCAAAAAGUGGGGACCCCAUGGCUACGGAUUCGCUUGUGGAUCUGGAUUCCUGCAAACUGACGGUCUUACAGAAGAAGAAAUCGCAGCAAGUAGACCAUUCUAUAACCCAGAUACAACUUCAAUAAAAGCACCAGCAGGUCAGGGCUGUCCCCGAUGCGGAGGAAUGGUAUUCGCGGCGGAGCAGCAACUUGCCAAAGGCACAAUGUGGCACAAAAAAUGCUUCAACUGUGCUGAAUGUCAUCGGCCUUUAGACUCUAUGCUCGCUUGCGAUGGACCUGACAAGGAGAUCCACUGUCGCUCGUGUUACGGCAAACUUUUUGGACCAAAAGGCUUUGGAUUUGGUCACACUCCAACUUUGGUAUCGACUAAUGGUGACGGCGCGCCUUCUUUCAUUGACGCAAAACCGCAAACUGGAACAAAAAGCACCGACGGCCACGGGUGCUCACGUUGUGGCUACCCGGUUUACGCAGCCGAACAAAUGAUCUCCAAAGACAGACUUUGGCACAAACGUUGCUUCAGCUGUGCAGCAUGCCAUCGUUCAUUAGACUCGACAAAUCUAAACGACGGACCCGACGGUGACAUUUACUGUCGCGGGUGUUAUGGACGGAAAUUUGGACCACGUGGAGUUGGUUUUGGUAUGGGUGCUGGUACUUUAACGAUGGCUUAAUCGUUCUUUCUUUAUCUUCCAUAACAAAUAAUUAAUAAUUAAUAAUUAAUCUUUAAUAAUUAAUUAUAAUUACAUUUUAUUUUAAUUAUUUUA
Molecule: messenger RNA, 1738 nt
Organism: Cotesia glomerata
Lineage: Eukaryota; Metazoa; Arthropoda; Insecta; Hymenoptera; Braconidae
Gene: Mlp84B
Product: muscle LIM protein Mlp84B
Exons: 9
Coding region: 164-1645 (493 amino acids)
Biological process (GO): muscle tissue development; sarcomere organization
Cellular component (GO): Z disc; cytoplasm; nucleus
Molecular function (GO): actinin binding; structural constituent of muscle
Source: RefSeq, a predicted model, not a curated record